Messenger RNA from Cyanistes caeruleus (blue tit), 2006 nucleotides. The record is from RefSeq and is a predicted model, not a curated record. Lineage: Eukaryota; Metazoa; Chordata; Aves; Passeriformes; Paridae.
UUUCUUAUGUUUAUUAAUAUAUUAUCAAAAGACUUGACAGUCUUUCUUGGACAGUCUUUCUUGGACUUUCUGCUUAUUAUUGAUUGGCUCAAAUUGGUUAGAAUGGCACAAAAUGGCCCUGAAAUAUGCAGAUUUUUUAUUUUUACACUCAUUUUCACUCAAUUAAUGACACAUGUAUUUUUUUUAAGUGACUUCAUGACUCAAUAUUUGUGAGCUGCACUGCACCAUUCUCUAUCUAAUCACUUACUACUACUUUAAAAUUUCUAGAAGAAGAAGAUGAAGAAGAAAGAAGGACAAGAGACAACAUCUUCAAUUUUCUAUUUUAUCUCCUGUCCUCUAAACUAGUCUAAACUCCAAACUUUAACUUUUUCAUUCAGUGACUUAAGAAAGCACUCUAAUUUACACUUAAUUAAUCACUCUUAAUUGUUCUGUUGAAGUUUAACAGUUGUUUUCAUGGUGUUGUAUGGAAUUCAGUGUUUUUUUGGAUGUCAGAGCCAGGUAUGGGAGAUAAGGGCAGGGUCUCUGUGACUCCUGCAGGGCACUUUGCUGUUCUCACAGUUUAGUGGAAGGCAGAACAUUUCCCUGAAGAACCUGCACGCUGAGCUUGCUCAUCCUGGCACUCACGAGUCACCUACAGAAGGCACCACAUGAAGAGGUUCUGGGUGAGCUGAGAGCCUGAAAGUCACAGCCUCUGGAUUUAAAUGAAACUUUUCAUUAGAAAAGCCUCACAAAAUGAGCAUCUGGGAUUUUCUCAAUUAGUAAAACAGAAAAACACGAAGAUCUGUACAUAACAUCACUCUUCAGCAGCUGGUAACAGCAAUUCCUUCCUCUCUAGGCACCAAAAUGGCAUUUUCAUGGAUCGUGCCCUCAGCAAUUUGGUUGGUGCUGCACUUCACAGCAGAAUCCUGCAGGAGAGGGGCUGUGAGUGCCCCCAGAGCCUCAGGGGUGUGCGCCAAGGGGACGGUGACAGCCAGCAGUGGCCAGGCCGUGCCGCCUGGCACCAACAUCACCGUGUCCUGCAGGCUGGCAGCUCCUCCAGGAGCCUCCUGGUGCCGGGCAGCGAUCUUCCUCAACAGCUCCGAGCAAAUCCGAGGGCAGGGAGGCUCCGCCAGCAGCACCUUCCUGCUCAGCAGCCACGGCAAACACACCUUCACGUGCAAAACCAUCUGUGGAGACAGGGCAAAACUCGUCUGUGGGAUCGAUAUCCGGGCUGGGAGCCCUCCAGACGAGCCCAGGAACGUGUCCUGUAUCCAGUUUGGGACACGGGGCCGUCCCACCUGCACCUGGCACAAAGGAAGGCUCACCUACCUCGACACUGCCUAUGGAAUAGAGCUCUCCAAUGGGACUGACACCUUCUGCUUUCCAGAAGAAACUCCCAGCCCAGUGUUUGGCUCUGGGACUCUGAGCAAGCUGGAUUUUAACUCCAAUUACACCGUGGUGGUUUCUGCCUCCAAUCAAUUAGGAAAUGCCUCUUCCCAGCCACUCACCUUCAUGUUGGUAGACAUAGUGAAGCCACAUCCUCCUGACUUUUUGGUGGAAUUUGAUGAUUCUUCUGCCACCAGCUGCAGCCUUUCCUGGCACCAUGAGGCACAAGCACAGCACUACAGGCUGAGGUAUCGCCCCCUCAGCAGCAGCACCUGGAGCACGGUGGAAAUCUUCAGCAGGGAGAAAUAUCAUCUCCAGGGGCUGGAGCCUGACACAGCCUACGAGUUCCAGGUGAGCUGCAGGAUCCUGCCUGGCCGGGGGCUGUGGAGUGACUGGAGCAGCACCCAGAGCCAAACUCCAGCAGCAGGUAAGGAAUGAACCCUCCUGCCCUAAACCCAGCUCUGCAUCCCACGGGAAACUCCAGCUCAGCAGGCUCAAAGUGCUGCUGCCUUGUUUUGUGCCGACCCUAGAUCUGAGAGAGGUUUCUGUAAGAAAAUUGCAAUUUUUUAGUGAACAAACGGGGAAGCUGUUGGUGUUUCUCUCGAAACAGGAAUUUCCAGAGUUCACUGAGAGCAGCUGAA